AUGUCUGUAAAGAAAUCUGUGAGAAGAAGCUUAUAUGGGGAUAGCAUAGGAUUAUAAAAUUUUUUACAGCAAGAUAUUUUAAAGAAUAGCCCAAGAUCUUUGUAUUAGCCUUCGAUUGACACUUAAAGGGAAGAAUCAACGCAGGCCAAUAGUAUUUCAGCCCAAUCAAAAAGAUUGAACUCAAUUGUAAAGUCAAAAAGAAGUACAUCAAUAAAUAUAGCUAGAGGUAACUCAGCAUACAACUCUAGUGAAGUAGAUGUGAAUAAUUAUGAAAAAAAUACAAAUAAUUAUUAGCACUUGUUUACCAGAAAUCAAUCGCCUACAAGCUGUAGAGAUUUCGCAUUCAGUCUGAGAUAUCCUAUGAAUCUGAAAACAAUAUAAGGAUCAUAAAAAAAAGAAACAUCUCCUCCAAAAUGCUAUGAAGAAACUAUCAACAAAAAAUUUGUAAAUGCAGAUUUUUAAUUGCCAAGUGAAAGACCAUAAGAAUUUGACCACUUGAUUAGGAAAAGAGUAGGUCCUACUAUAGGACACAUAUAGCUAGGUUUUGAAGUAGGCUUAAGAAAUUAUAGCAGAUCACCUAAAGAGCAGUCUUAAGAAAGAGAGUGGGAUCCAACUUAGUUUAAAGACAAUUCAAACAAAACUGUAUUUUUGCCAUCAAUUUAGUAAGAGAUCAAACUAAAAAAGACCCUGAAACGACCAGCCAAAAGAAAUAUCCAUUUAUAUAAACAAUAUAUGAAAUAAUUUGAAAUAGAUGCUUUGUAUUUAUUAUUAUUAUUAUAAUAAUUGUUAAAUAAACUAACUAAAUCUUUUGAUAAAAGUGACGGGCAGUAAAACUAUCCACAAUAUACUGAUAAGAUAGUAAGAAGUAAAAAUUAUAAUGAGAUGACACCUUUGAAAAAAUAUGAAAAAGAUGGAGACAAACCAAUAAAUUAGUUGAAAUGGGAAUUAAAUUUGAAUAAUUAUUCAAAUAAGCCUAAAUAAACUUUUACAGAUAAAGAAAACGAAUGA
Tetrahymena thermophila SB210 is the source of this 1008-nucleotide messenger RNA. RefSeq lists its product as hypothetical. The record is from RefSeq and is a predicted model, not a curated record. The transcript is spliced from 6 exons. Lineage: Eukaryota; Ciliophora; Oligohymenophorea; Hymenostomatida; Tetrahymenidae.